UCAAAUGUUAUUGAUGAAUAUCGAAAGUAUUAUUGUUAUAAAUGUGCAUAGUCAUAGAGUUAAGUUUUAGUUUUAUCUUACAUUUUUAUUACUAUAUUCUCCGUUAAUUUUUUUAUCUCAUUUUAAACAAAAAUUAUAUGGUUGUUAAUUGAUACUUUGUGCUCGAAUACCGAUGAUGUGGUUCACGAGGAUUUUUUUUAUGUGUUUGCUCGUUUUGCAUAUAAAAUGUGGUUGCACCCAAUUAUUCAAUGAAGAACCCGUUACUGAUGAAUAUGGUCGUUUUUUGGGUAAACAGAAUGAUUUUGAAAACAAUGUCAAUCGUUUUAGACAACAACCUAAUGAUGUAAAUGCAGGGAACAUUUUUUCCAAUCGUGCAAAAUCAACAUACAAUAUUCAAACAUCAUUUUUGGAAAACAUAUAUACCAAACAACCAACCUAUUUUAUAGUGGCAUCUCGUAUGGUACGGCCUGGUUUAAUUUAUCAAGUUUCUGUGACAAUCCUCAAAACCGCUUAUCCGAUUACUGUUCAUACUAGUAUAUCUAGUGACGGUGUUCAAAUAUCUGGUGAUUCGAGAGACGUUAAAGAAAAUGUUCCUGAAACUAUGCUAAUGCGAAUCCCACCUACUAGUGUAAGAGGAAACUAUAAAUUGCGAGUAGAAGGCUUAUAUAAAAAUGUCUUCGGAGGUAUAGCAUUCCUCAAUGAAACAGAACUACACUUUUCCCAGCGUUCUAUGACGAUAUUUAUUCAAACUGAUAAACCACUUUAUAAGCAGGGCGAAACGGUUAAAUUUCGUACAAUUCCCAUUACGACCGAAUUAAAAGGAUACGAUAAUGCUGUUGACGUUUAUAUGCUAGACCCAAACAAACACAUUUUGCGACGAUGGAUUUCACGCCAAUCCAAUUUAGGAAGUGUCAGUUUAGAUUACAAGUUAUCUGAUUUGCCAACGUUUGGAGAAUGGACUAUACGUGUUAUUGCUCAAGGUCAGAUCGAAGAAGGGCACUUCACAGUUGAGGAAUAUUAUCAAACUAGAUUCGAAGUUAACGUCACUGUUCCUGCAUAUUUCUUUUCAAGCGAUCCGUUUAUAUAUGGCAAAAUCAUGGCCAAUUUUACAAGUGGAGCACCCGUCAAAGGCAAUCUCACCAUUAAAGCCACACUACAGCCAAUUGGUUUUCUUAAUUAUAAGGCUCUCAAUGAUAAAUAUCGAAUUGGUCGCUCAUUGCCACAAUUCGAUGAACAAACAAAUAAUGAUGAUUAUCAAUUUAAUCAGAAUUUAAAUAAUAACAAUAAUAUCGGAAAAGAAGACGAUACGCAGCAAACUAUGUAUAGAAAUCAGUAUGUUGUUGAAAGAGUUUACCAAUUCGACGAAGAAUGGCCAUUCUGGGUUAAUAAACCAGAGGGACAAGAAAUCUAUGACCCGUGGACAGGUUCUUACAAAAGAACCUUACCGUAUUUGCGAUAUUUCAAUGGAACUUUUGACUUUAAAUACCCAAUGAAUGAUCUGCUGCAGUCAGUUCCAACGAAUAUUCCAAGUUUAGACAUUUUAAUUACAGCAUCUGUCGGAGAAAAGUUCUACGAUGAACAAGUAUCAGGCUAUGCAAUCACAAGAGUGUACAACUCUUCAAUUAAAGUUAAAUUUAUGGGAGAAUCUCCUCAGGUUUUUAAGCCAAUGAUGCCAUUCAUGUGUUAUUUGGUGGUAGAAUAUCAUGACAACACACAACUUGAACAAGAACUUUUGAUCAACAGUAUGAUGGAAAUAACUGGUUUUGUGGAUAGCAGAAGUGGAGGUAGAAAAGACUAUUCCACGAGAAGAAUUCGAAUGUCUCAAAAAGCGGGAGUAUGGGAGUUGAAGAUAGAUCUUCGUUAUGACUUAGGUAUGGAUGAACGCUCAAGGGAGUUCAAAGAUUUUAUUGAAGGCGUUGAAAGCAUGCAAAUACAAGCUAAUUUUGUAAAUGCACGUGGUGAUCGGGCACAUACUGAAAUUAUGUUAAUAAGCUACUAUUCUCCCAGAAGUCAGAAUAUAAAAGUUACUACAAGUACUGAGCAACCUAUUGUUGGGGAGUAUAUAAUAUUCCAUAUAAGGACUAACUAUCAUUCAAACUCAUUCAAUUAUUUGAUCAUGUCUAAGGGCGUUAUUUUAGUAAGUGAUCAAGAGCCAAUCGAUGAACGAGUUCGUACAAUUGCCGUUACUCUUAGUGCAGAAAUGGCUCCAGUAGCUACCAUGGUUGUCUGGACAAUUUCACCGCUUGGUCAGGUCGUGGCAGACUCUUUAACAUUCCCCGUAAAUGGUAUUUCUCGAAAUAAUUUUACAUUACUCAUUAACAAUCGAAAAGCAAGAACUGGUGAGAAGGUUGAAGUAGCAAUUUUUGGGGAACCUGGUUCAUAUGUUAGUUUAUCAGGUAUUGAUAGUGCAUUCUAUAGCAUGCAAGCUGGUAAUGAACUAACAUAUGCUAAAAUUAUAACGAAAAUGUCAACAUUUGAUGAACAAACAAAUGGAACAUAUAAACAUAUGUGGCAUUCGCAUAUUGGUCAACCAGAUGAGCUUGUUUAUUAUCCAGCUUCCUCUUCCGGAAUUGAUGCGAACCGGACAUUUGAGUACUCUGGUUUGAUUGUUUUUACAGACGGUGAAGUGCCAAGGCGUUCAGUUACCUGCAAUUUUACACUGGGGUACGGAGAGUGUCUCAAAGGAAAUUGUUACCGCCUUGAAAAUAAAUGCAACGGUGUAUUUGAUUGUGAAGAUGGGACAGAUGAACUUGACUGCGACAAAUUCAACGAAACUGAUUUACUACAAUUUCGAAAGUACCGAUUUAAUCGUGUACAACGACACUAUGAAAACGUAUGGCUUUGGAAGGAUGUUAAUAUUGGACCUCAUGGUCGUUAUAUAUUCAACAUAGAAGUUCCAGAUCGUCCAGCAUACUGGAUGAUUUCGGCUUUUAGUGUAAGUCCUUCAAAGGGAUUUGGUAUGAUUCCGAAAGCCACAGAGUACGUGGGUGUUCAACCAUUUUUCAUAAAUGUUGAAAUGCCUAGUGAAUGCUAUCAAGGUGAACAAAUUGGCAUUCGUGUGACUCUUUUCAAUUACAUGGAAAUGCCAAUGGAAGCAAAUGUGGUAUUGCACAGUUCUCAAGACUACAAAUUUGUGCACGUUGAAGACGGCGGAAUCGUUCGAUCCUAUAAUCCAAGAACUUCGUUUGGAGAUCAUCAAUUUUUUAUCUAUUUAGAAUCUCAAGGAACUACCAUUGUUUACUUGCCUAUAGUUCCUGUAAGACUCGGAAAAAUUGAGGUUACAAUUCAUGCAGCUACACUUAUGGGAACAGAUUUGAUUACAAGGACGUUGAAUGUAAUGUCUGAUGGCUUGCCGCAGUAUCGUCAUCAAGCAAUAUUAUUGGAUUUAAGUAAUAGGGCUUAUGUUUUUCAAUAUAUGCAUGUAAACAUCACUGAAACACCCAUAAUACCCUAUCAAGUUGAUAGAUAUUUUGUGUACGGUUCUAACCGGGCAAGAAUUUCAGUUGUUGGUGAUGUGGUUGGUCCAAUUUUUCCUACCAUGCCUGUUAAUGCAACUUCUUUGUUAUAUUUACCCAUGGAAUCGGCUGAGCAGAAUGCAUUUAGUUUUGCAGCAAAUCUGUACACAAUUAUGUACAUGCGCUUAAUCAAUCAAAGAAAUAAAAACACCGAAAAACACGCAUUCGCUCAUAUGAACAUUGGAUACCAACGACAACUAAGUUUUAUGCGUAACGAUGGAUCAUUUUCAUUAUACCGGUCGGAUUGGAAUAAUUCCGAUUCCUCGGUUUGGUUGACGGCUUACUGUGUUCGAAUUUUCCAAGAAGCUUCUUUUUAUGAAUGGGAAAACUUUAUCUAUAUUGAUCCGACGAUUAUUGAGAAAAGCGUUCGUUGGAUUUUACAGCAUCAGUCUCCAGAAGGUGCGUUCUACGAAGUUACCUGGUUACCUGAUAGGAAGAUGAAUCGCACAAAUUUUGCGGAUAGUUCUAUUCGUAACAGGAACAUAUCACUAACCUCACACGUUUUGAUAACAUUGGCUACUGUGAAGGAUCUAUCAGGAACCUUAGGUGCAAGAGUUGCGCUUGCUCAACAACGUGCUAUUUUAUGGAUUGAACGUAAUAUGCAGCUUUUACAGGAAACUAAGGAACCAUAUGAUGUUGCUCUUACAGCUUAUGCAUUGCUUAUGUGUAAAGCUGCAACAGCUGAACAUGUUUUUACAAUUUUGAGGGGACAUGUUAGAACUAUUGGAGAAUACAUGUAUUGGGGAAAUGUCGAAUUACCACAACCACCAAGCAAAUUAGAAAAUCAAAAAUAUUUCUCCCUCCCUCGUCUUCCUUACGAGUUUGAUGCGUUAAACAUCGAAACAACUGCUUAUGCAUUGCUCGUUUAUGUUUCGAGACGUGAGUUUAUAGUUGAUCCGAUUGUUAGAUGGUUAAAUGCUCAGAGACUUAAUGAUGGCGGGUGGGCAUCCACUCAAGACACGAGUAUCGCAUUGAAGGCGCUAAUUGAAUACACAAUUCAUUCGCGCAUCCGAGAAGUUUCAUCAUUAUCAAUAUCUAUUGAAGCAACAUCCCUACCAGGCCAAACGAAAACGUUGCAUAUUAAUGAUAAUAAUUUAGCUCAAUUACAAAGUAUUGAAAUUCCAAACGCUUGGGGAACAGUUAAAGUGCAGGCCAAGGGUGCUGGCUACGCUAUUUUACAAAUGCAUGUUCAAUACAAUGUCGAUAAUGCCAAAUUUCAAACUAAACCACCAGUUUCAGCAUUUGAUUUAAAAACGAAUGCCGUAUUUCACGGAAGAAAUCAGUCUCAUAUCUCAUAUGUUUCCUGCCAAAGUUGGAUAAAUGUGAAUGAAUCUGAGCGCUCUGGGAUGGCUGUUUUAGAUGUAACCAUUCCAACUGGAUAUUACAUUCAGCAACAAAAACUGGAUUCCUACGUACUUAGUAAUCGCGUUAGAAAUUUGAAACAAGCUAAAUAUUUCGAACGUAAAGUCAUGUUUUAUUUCGAUUAUCUGGAUAAAGAAGACAUUUGUGUAAACUUUACAAUUGAAAGAUGGUAUCCGGUGGCAAAUAUGUCACGCUAUUUGCCAGUGCGAGUUUAUGAUUAUUAUGCACCAGAGCGUUUUAAUGAAACGAUAUUCGAUUCCUUACCAACAUAUUUGCUCAAUAUCUGUGAAGUUUGUGGAAGUUCACAGUGCCCAUACUGUUCCGUUUAUAAUUCAAGCCAUGAGGCUAUAGUUUCGAUAUCAUUAGUUUUAUUUAGUAUUUUUAUUUUUGUUAUAAGAUUUAUUUCACAGAUAAACUGUAAAACUUAGCAUAACAAAUUAACGAUUUCAACUCCAUCCAAUUUCAACUCCGUCCAGGCACCGACGAGGCAGAUAACUUCAAUUACGUGCCAAUAUUUAAGCUGAAUAAAUUUAAAUAUAGUUUUGCAAUGUUUUUGUAUCAUUAUUUUCAUGUAGUAUUUUAAUUUUCGUUGUAAGAUAAUAAAUUAAGAGAAAAAACAAACAAUUUCAACUCCGUCCAGGCACCGAAGAGGCAGAUAACUGCCAUAAAGUGCCAAUAUUUUUGCUAAAUAAAUUAUAUAAAGUUUUGUAAUGUUAAA
Messenger RNA from Episyrphus balteatus (marmalade hoverfly), 5595 nucleotides. RefSeq names its product CD109 antigen (gene Mcr). The record is from RefSeq and is a predicted model, not a curated record. The transcript is spliced from 7 exons. Lineage: Eukaryota; Metazoa; Arthropoda; Insecta; Diptera; Syrphidae. Gene Ontology annotation, cellular component: extracellular region. The coding region runs from base 173 to 5305 and encodes 1710 amino acids. Gene Ontology annotation, molecular function: protein binding; endopeptidase inhibitor activity.